Molecule: messenger RNA, 1355 nt
Organism: Gordionus sp. m RMFG-2023
Lineage: Eukaryota; Metazoa; Nematomorpha; Gordioida; Chordodea; Parachordodidae
Exons: 3
Coding region: 838-1296 (152 amino acids)
Source: RefSeq, a predicted model, not a curated record
UAUUUAUGGUAAAAAUAAUUAUAAUAAAUUGCAUUAAUAUUAUUUUUAAUUAACUAGAGGCUCGUUUUGUCAAGAGCCAAAAGGGGAAAAUGUUACUCUUCUUUCAGAACUAUCUAUAUAGAUUUCACUGUCAAAAUAGGGAUAUUAUAAAAUAUCGUUGUAGAGCAGCUGGCUAAAUGUUUAUUUGAUGAUGCUUAUAUUGCCUCGGGUAUACAUGAUCAUCCUUUUGAAAUAGGGACAUUCGAGAUGCUUAAAACUAAAGAAGCACUUGAAAACUUCAUAGCUCAGAAUCCCCUUUAGACACGCUUAAACAUUUAUCAACAAACUAUGGAUAAGAAAUGUUUGGAGGAUCCAGAAAUAUAAUACUAUUCUGAGGCGAUACCAUCAUUUAUAUCUUUGAGGAGUCACAUAGACAGACUCCUUAUGAAAUAUCGGCCCCCCAUGCCUCAAUCGAUUGGAUAUUGAGUUAUCAGCAGAAUAUGCUAUGACAAUUCGCAAUGAACGUUUUCUAAUCCAUGGAACAGGUAACUUAUAUGUUUUUGGUACUGAUUCCAUGUUGCGUUUGACCGAGGGUUCUGACAUGAUCUACAUGGAUGGAACUUUUCAUGUAGCUCCUACCUUAUUUUAUCAACUUUAUACCUUGCAUGUUAUGUAUGAAGGUGUUGUGAUGCCUAUCAUUUACGCUCUCCUUCCGGAUAAGACAAAAGAAACAUAUAUCCGGCUUUUUCAAAUUAUUACUAAUUUUUGCGCCGAACGCCAGAUAACCUUUAUUCCUCGAUUUGGCCAAGCAACUUUGAGGCAGCUGCUAUAUCAGCUCUCAAGUUUGUAUUUCCUAGCAUGGUUAUAAAGGGAUGUUUUUUUCAUUAUUCUCAAGCGUUAUGGCGAAGAUGUCAGUCUUUAGGGUUGGUAAGCUUGUACCUGAACCACUCCAAUGUUCACAAAGUUGUUAGGCGCAUGACAACUUUGCCUUUUUGUAAGGAGGAAGAUAUAUCUAGGGUAAGGCAAAAUUGUUAUAUUAUGGAGUCUGAAAAUCCCAUGCUCAUGGAUUUUAUGGAGUAUAGGGAUACGACAUGGCUAGGCCUUAAUGCCAUAUUUCCUCAUGGCAUAUUAUGGACAAGAUAUAAAGUCGAUGGUCCCCGCACCAAUAAUCAUUUAGAGGGGUUUCAUCAUGCCUUAAAGAGAAAAACGGCACACGCUCACCCAAAUGUUUAUAUUCUUAUAAAAACUCUAAUAGGUCAUCAACAUUCUAACGCCCUCAAAAUUAUCCAGAUCAAUAAUGGAUCUAGAGUGCGGUGAAGAAAUAAAAAAUAUGAAAGAAUCGAUGAGCAUAUUACAAAUUUAACAGCCAUAUAUGA